Molecule: messenger RNA, 3224 nt
Organism: Tetranychus urticae (two-spotted spider mite)
Lineage: Eukaryota; Metazoa; Arthropoda; Arachnida; Trombidiformes; Tetranychidae
Gene: pkaap
Product: A-kinase anchoring protein pkaap
Biological process (GO): intracellular protein localization
Cellular component (GO): mitochondrion; plasma membrane
Source: RefSeq, a predicted model, not a curated record
UAUUACCAAUUGAUCGUUUACUGGAAUCAACUGUUAUCCGUUUCAUUUGAUUCAUUUGUUUUUAAAUAUCCCCUGAAUCUUCCCACUAAAUUUUAUCGUUAUUACUCUUUUGUUGAUAAACCUUUUAAUUUUUGUGAUAAGAGAUGCUGCUUUGAAUUCAAGCGAUCUGUAUUUUUCUGCCUGUCAGAAGUAAAUAAUGUAAAUUGCUUAAAAAUCUACCAAUUAUUUCAAAUUUGAACUUCAAUCGAAUGGUCAUCCCGUCACAUCUAAAUCAACUUUAUUAAACUUCAGAUUAUUUGGGUGCUCUUACUCUGGAUAUUCAUCUCAACAUUGUGAUUUUGUGUUUCUCUUUCAUGGAGAUGAGGUAGAAUCUAUUUCCAUCUGGACUUCAAAGGUAAUUUCAAUCGUCAUCCAAUCAUUUAACUAAUCCAUUGCAGCUUGUCUUAAUUCUUUAUUGUUAAAACAUAACCAACUGUAAAAUAUUUUCGCUGUUUCUGUGAACACUGUUUCUACGGACAUCAAAAUCAGCUGAAGCAGAUACAACAUAAUCCAUGACUGUACAGAUUUUCCCUUCAAUUAUGAUCUAUGAAAGAUGAAUCUUAAUUUUUUCAAGAGAAAAGCUAAUAAAAACCGAGAGAAUGGAAUCAAUGCAAUACUCUCAAUGGGGAAUGAAAUUAUUCAUACAUCAAAUGAACCAUCAAUUGAUAGGAUUCUUGAUGUCACUAAAUCCCCUUCAUCGACACGUAAUAACAGCCUCUCUAGCAUUGCUCUCCGAGCUAGCCUUAAUUCACCUGGUUUAUCAUCUCAUCGUAACCUCAAUCGCAGUCAUCAGAUGCAUAUCGCUGAAGCCAUAUAUGAUGAAAAGAAACCACUAGAAACUCGCUCACGGUUGUCUCCUACCUUAAUUGAAAUUCUCAAGGACCAUGAAAGUCUUUCAUACUUUGUUCAAUUCAUGGAAUCUCGUGGAUCAACAUCUAAACAAUUAAUUCGUCUUUGGAUACAACUGGAAUGUUUCCAGAGAUUCUCCAAGGAAUUUACACCGUCAGAGAUUGAUUUUAAAAUUGAUGCUGAAGGAAUAUGGGAAAAGUUUCUUAGUGACGAUAAAUACAAGCAACUAGGUAUUCCAGAAUCUUGCGUUAAAACUAUAAAAUCCAGGUUAACAGACAGCUCCUCGUCAGUUGGAGGAGACUUAUUCAAAGAUUUGGCUGAAUGGAUAGUGAAUAACUUGUCUGCUAAUUACUUCAACCAGUAUUGCAAAAGCUAUUACUUCUGUAAAUAUCAAGUUUCAGUUUUAACCAGUGGCCAUUUGAGGUUGGCUGAUAUUCUUUACAAUGAUUCAACAUUAUUUUAUUUUAUGGAAUUCAUGGAGCAUGAAUCAAUGAACCACUACAUUGAUUUUAUGGUGAUGGCUGAAAAUGUUCGCAAAACUGAUUGUACAAAGGAUGAUCUGUUAAUCUUGUACCAAAGAUUUUUUGUACCCGAUUCACCAAGCUAUUUGGAGUUGAGUGAGAAAAUUAAGUGCCAAACAGAAGAAGCGGUUAAUCGUGGCGAUAAACAUUGUUUUGAUAAGACCAUUUCUAUUUUGAUGCAAUAUUUCGAGGAAACAUAUUUUCAACAAUUUCUUUCAAGUCAAACCUUCUUUUCUUUCCUUGAUGAAGCAAUCAAAGCGUUACAAAUUAACAGUGAGUCCAUACCUGCAUCAAGAACUCGCCGAGAUAGUGGAAGUAGUGAUCGCUCAGGCCAUUUCACAUCGCAACCAAGUUUAUCCUCAUCUUCAUUAUCCGUGGCCAAUUUUGGUCGUGAUUUGUGUAAUAAGGCAAGCCUGUCAAAUUUGGACGAUUAUGAUUCUAUCUGGAGAAGAGAUUAUGCAACAGAUUUGCAAAUGGUUACUGUUGACCGAUAUGGGAAAGUAAUCUCACAUUUUCAACCCGAACCUAAUCGAAAGUCAAAUGGCUUAAGCUUAUCAAGAGCAGUUAAAAUGUUCAGACAAAAUUCAAUGGAAGAAAAGGAAAAAGAAGAGUUAGCAUAUAAAGUUGCCCAGAUGAUUAUUGAUGAUGUUUUUAGUGUAACGCAAGCUUCCAGCUCCUGAGGAAUCAAGAAAUGCGACAGAAAUAUUUUAUCAAUAACUAAUUGAAAAAAGAUUAUCAUUGUUUUUUAUGCUUUUCAAAAAUAAUAUCAAGACAUAAUUCAAAUUUGUCAGAAGAGUUUGAUUGUAUUUUCAAAAGACUGCUAGUGGAAAUAUAGUUUUCAUUUCUACCCAUUACUAUGCUUACAAACGAUGUAAUUUGCAAUCAAAAUCAAUUGUCUUCAGACUGAAAUUUUUGCAGAUCAAUCACCUAUAUCAUGGCAAGAAUAUCUUUGAAUGUACCUCGAUGGAUGAAAAUCACAAACUUUACUGAUAACUCCCGGUGAAAGAUCUUGGUUGAUUUGAAUGCCUGUUUUGCUGAGUAUAACGACUGCUGUUGAUCAAUGCUCCCGAAUAUACAAUUAAAUUGAUAUUCAUUCAAUCAAAAGCAACGUCAUAAAAGUUCACAGACAUGAUACAAGAUAAAAGAAAAGGAUGAAAUAUUUUCCAAAGAAAAAUUGCUUAACUAAAGAUUGGAUCGCAAAAGCAAAGAGCUUUAUGAUAAGGGGGAACAUUUGAUUCAGUGUUUAGCCGAUUCUUUCUUUAAAAUAUACUUUCACUUCUCCACUCUACUAUAAAACUUGGAUACAAUUGGAUUAUAUUGUAAACCUUUCAGGCCAUGGUUUUCCGUUUGCAGGAAUAAGCAAUCAAAAAGCAAUCAAUAUCGUCACUGUUGUUUAUAUAUUUGAUAACUUUCACUCUAUAAUUAGAUGAAUGACAAAAAAAAAUUAGCAUAAAAUUACAGGAAUUGUUUCAUGUACUCAAACUCUUAAGCAUGGUGCUUGUUUACCUUCACACCUGAUCAAUCCCCGAACAUGUUUGGAUUGCAAUAACCUUAAUCAUCAGCAUGCUGUGGAAUCGCUUCUAAUCCAUCGAUUUUGCAUUGACAAUAUUAAUGAUCAUUUUCAUGUUAAUUAUUCAGUAUUUUUAACCCAUGUCAAUAAGAUGUCUAUUUUCACUAUAACAUACCAAGCUAGAUAAAUAUUAAAAAUGUACAAUGUUAAAAAUUGAUAAUGUCUUACCAUAAAUGCAUUUAACUGUAUAAUGGAGUUCAUCGUUUGAUUAAAUUCUCUAAUUAAAUCCAUACUCAUAAAAAAUU